CCACGUAUUCAGUUCACUUCGGUUGCUCUACCCCUCGGUACACACAUUCCAACAAUUCUCGUAUCCGCGCGCGGCCUCGACUCCUCCCCAAAAAAUCUUCGGAUUAAUCGCCUCGCUGGACGAGGAGGCAUGUCCACCUGUCGUCGUCGUUGCUGAUCCGUCCUCCGCCCAAGGUCACCGCGAUGGGUCGUUCCGCGUCCAAGGAACAGCCACAGUCCACGCCCAACAACCCGUGGGAGGCGGAAAUGGCCCGCAAGAAGCGCCGCGAGCAGAACGUCAAGGAUGCCACUGCGGAGCUGAAACGGCUCGAAAAGCAGCGGAAACGAGCGGACAAGGCAGCGAAGCGGGCAGCGGAGAAGCAGAAGCAGAAAAGGGGGAAGAAGGGUCGAAAGUCCAAGCUGGACGCGCUGGCGGACACUCAGCCGCCGCCGAUUGUACGAAAGUCGAAAGCCAAGCUGGAAGAGAGUGACUACGAUUCGGAAGCUAUCCGCCGGAUGCAGGAUCAGCUCGCGUUCAACAGUGAUGUGUUCGUGCUGAACCAGCUGCUGCUGGGAGUGCAGUUCUACGGGAACUACGAGAGAGACAUGUGGGACGCCGUCGAGCGAAACCGGCAGGAGGAGAACCAACGCAGCGGCAAGAUUGCGCACCACUGCAAAACCGUCAUCCUGCCGGACCGGCUGCAGAGCGCCGUCGACCAGCGGGUCAAGUACAUGGCAAAGCACGGUCCACAGAAGAACGACCUGCAGCCGUUGCACAUGCAGACCUGUUACGUGAUCCACGACAACAUCGAGAUCUCGAAUCCGGGCGAGACGUCGGUGUACAGCAUCCUGACGAACGCUCCUAUCUACAAGGUGGAGAUCGAGGACGGUCUGAAGGAGAAGAUGAACGACGCGGGGCAGAGAAGACGGCGAAGGAACUGUCACCACGGGUACGUCAAGCUGAAGAGCACAGAGUACAUUAAGCCGAACAAUCCGACGCCGCUGGAUAAGAUGGAGCAGAAUGGUGGGAUGUACGGGGAAUCUAGCGGAAUGAGCAAGGGUCGGACGAGGCAGAAUGGGAAGAGACAUUCCAGUUCUGACAGUGAUAGCAUGGAUGAGGAGGACGAGGUUAGUGAGGACGAUGAGGUGCCGAUCACCAACUUUGGGAAGCUAAAGUUCCGGGACAGCAUCGCGAUAAAGGCACCUCCUAAAGCGUUGAACGGUAGCAUAUACGGGUUGAGUCGGUUGAUGGUGCCGUCAACUUCGACAAGUUCUACUUCUCCACCCAGCAGUGAGUACGACUACGCGUACAUUACGGCGAUCAACACGCAUCAGCCGUUGAGUGUGAUGAAGAGUAUUGGUGAGGAUCACCCGUUGAGUACCACCGUACUGCCGGACUAUUGCGUGACCACGAUCAACUGUUCAACAGAACUGAGCGCCGGGUACUACUCGGACAACGAAUCCGAAGAAGAUAAACUCAUGUACAUGGUUAAGAACGGUUUGCAAAUCAAGAACAACCCAACGGAGUACAUCACCGAGCGGAGACAAUACCUCAACUCCAAGGGAUUCCUUGCGUACUUCAUAAACCUCUUCCAGGACACGCUGGCAUACGACCUGGGGAUCGGUCAGGAUGAUCUGGACAACGCGACCUGGAAGGGAGCCGUAAUCUACACCGGAAACUGGGAGAUCAUCCCAGCGAUUCUAUGUCCUUGGCCACAGGAAGCCAGCGAGUGGAUUCAACGGAAGCGGGAGGUCAAGAUAAACCCAAUGACCAAACAAAAGUUUCAAUGGCCUACACCUCCCAUGAUCCAAAAGGUCAAAUCGUUCGGAUGUCACGUGGUCCCAACCGGGUACGCUCCCAAAAUCGGCACCAACACGUACCGUCAGCUCGAGUGGAAGAUCGUCUUCCCGGAAGCCGAACGCUACCUCGAGAGCUGCCUCACCAACACCCAAGUAAAGAUCUACAUGCUAACGAAGCUACUGCUGAAAACCUUCGUCGAACCCGCCCUCUCCACCAGCACCAACAUGUUCAGCAACGAACACCUUCGGGCUCACCUCUUUUGGCAGUGCGAAAGCAACUAUGCAGCAUGGCCCGAAGACUACCUCGGAGAAGCGCUCAUCCGCUUCCUCAACGGUCUACUCGAUCGCAUCAAAACCCACAAACUCCCCGACUACUUCCUACCCAGCCGGAACCUCUUCGAGAACAUCCCGGAAAAGUUCCUCGUAGAACUGCACAAACGAAUCUUCCGAAUCACCGAAAACCCCGUAAUGCACAUGCUGAUCGCGCUCCGUAACGUCAAACUCCCGGGAGCCCAGGUUACCUUCUACCCGAAGAUCAACGUCAAGCGCCUCUACUCCAUGCUGAUCAUCGACAACCCGCUCAAGAUUGUGAAUCCACGCUUUCGUGACGAGAACGAAAACCUCGCCGCGGAGGACUCCGCGGAUGAGGCCGAGGACGCCGAGAAGGAGAUCGCGGUCGGCUCGAUGGCGUACUUCAACCAGCAGGAGAUCGAGUCGCGGAAGCAACGCACGAGGAUCGUACGCUUCAUGGAGGCGGAAAAGUUCAAGAUGGAGAAGCAAGGCGAGAGGAGACCUUCGUUGGAGUCGAUUGAUCUGAUGUUCGCCCCCCUCAAACACAUGGAGAACCUGCGCCGACAGCUGAUCUACAACAUCUUCGUGCAGCAUUUUAUCGAGAUGGCCCGCGUCUCGUACGUGUUCCGAUCGAUGAACCAGGGCUUGGUCUACCUGAAGCAAGCCGAACGACUGUGCAGCUUGCUUAGCGACGAUCAAGGCGUGGAAGAAGCCCGUAAAUACCUCUCCAAGAUCUACAGCCUACGCAACGAGAUUCAGAAGACGGUCAGCAACGCCUCAUACGGUCCGGCGCUGCCGAAGCGAGUCAGUUUGGUGACGACGAGUCCACAGCACCGACGAUCGAAGCUGAAAUCACCCAAACAACAAGAACAACAACCGCGACGCGGUGGAAGGUCCUCUUAUACGAACCUUCCACCGGGACAAGAAUCACCGGAACGAAGGCGGACGUCACGACAAGUAUCCAAGCGUAGUCCGAACGUUGGGAAACGGGUGGGGCCGAUGGACCCGGACCCCGACGACAUCUCACAGCUGUUGGGGAAUGUUACGGUACAUGCGUGAGGGUUUGGGGUUUGAGGUUAUGAAAUUAUUCUGUGAUAUCGAAAAGGCAGUAAAAUACAAGUUUUCGUUGACAACAGUUGGUUU
This is a messenger RNA of Culex pipiens pallens (northern house mosquito), 3212 nucleotides long. RefSeq lists its product as uncharacterized. Bases 183 to 3128 code for a protein of 981 amino acids. Lineage: Eukaryota; Metazoa; Arthropoda; Insecta; Diptera; Culicidae. The transcript is spliced from 4 exons. The record is from RefSeq and is a predicted model, not a curated record.